CCGAAAAGAAACCGACAUAAAAAGAUUCUGAGUAGUACUAACCGACUAAACGGGAAAAACAGUCAAAUCUAGUUGUCUAGUGUGAAACACUUGUACGAUUUGCUCGGUAUGCCUGGCCCGUAACCUUGGUAGUUGUGCUAAGAAACAAUAUUUCAAGUAACUGCUGGCGAUUUUAGCUGUCAAACUGAUUGAUCCAGAUGUUUAUUCUACACUACGUUCUCUUCUAUCCAAAUUCAGAGUAACACAAGGAGCAAUUCGCAAGCUCACUUCUCCCCUCGUCGUUCUUUAAUCAACAUCUGCGUGUUAAAGAUAAUAAUCUUUUAAAGGCAGACUAUAGUAGCCUAGAUUCCGUCGUAGCUUAUGCUAUGCUCCUCAAAAGUGCGACAGCGACCAAAGCCACAUCGCCUGGGAAUGCAAGAUUCAAGGAAUCUCUAUUUCCGCAUCGGCCCAUGUGCCAGGCUGCCUACGACAGUGAUGUCCAUGAAGUAUACCGCCUCUUCAGGGAUAACCAUAAAAGCCUGAACGUCCACGAUGAGGCCUCAGGAGAUACACCCAUCAUUGCUGCGUGUAGACGGGGAAACCAUCACACGGUGAAGUACCUGAUGGACCUAAAUGCCGAUGUUUCCGUACGGAACAAGAAACAGAGGACAUGUUUACACUAUGCAGCCAAAAGAACCUUCUCCUUUCUGGAUUACCUCAUGAUUGCCAUACUCAUGCCCAUUCUGUUAAUCGGAUACCUAAUAUUGAUUGAGAAGCAGAGGAAGAAUGAGAAUUUAAUUAAACUGGUUUUGAGCAGCAAAGUGGAGGUUAAUGCUGCAGAUUACAAAGGCAACACAGCCCUUCACUAUGCCUGCCAGAGAAAAAGCCAGGGAAUUGUGCCAUUGUUACUCGAAAAACAUGCAGAUGUUUCAAUCAAGAACAACAAGGGUGAAACUCCACUGGAUAUCGCACAGAGGCUAAAGUUUAAGAAGAUUAUUGCAAUGAUGAAGAAAUCAGGUUGAAAGGAAGUCAAGAUUUCCCAGAGAAAGAGGGCCAUUAUGAGACUUUUACAAACCUGGGUAAAUUAACUCUGAGUAAGUGGUAAACCUCCAAAUAGAAGAGCCCUGUGGCUUCAUUUUAAUUCAUCCAGAUUUGUCACUAAACCACAUACUUGGAAUACCCCACCAGGACAACCGGAAUGUUAAGAAAUGCUAAAGUUCUUUGGCACAUCAACUGUUGCAAGGAAUGUCACAUAAAUGUUGGUUCUUUCACCUCACAUUUGAUUAGUAUUUCACAGUUUGCAAGUGUUGUGCUGCACAGAAUUGCUUUUACACUGUUUUUCAUUUUCAAGUUUCUACUGUGUUUUUUAAGCACAGUAUAAUACACAUUGGUUUUUUUUCUCCAUAAUUUUAGUUUUGCAUCACAAAAAUGACAGGGGUAAUGUUGCAAUAUUGACCCAAUUGCUUUUGCACCUUGUAAAUAAUUUCUAUUUAUUUUAUAACCAAUUCUGCUUAGAGGGAAGCGUUCAGUGUAUGUAAAUUCUAGGGUUGAAUUGGGUUGCUAUAUGUCGUAUGUCUUGAGCCUCAAUAAAGAAUGUUUUCAGACUUCAAA
Molecule: messenger RNA, 1590 nt
Organism: Clupea harengus (Atlantic herring)
Lineage: Eukaryota; Metazoa; Chordata; Actinopteri; Clupeiformes; Clupeidae
Gene: ankrd22
Product: ankyrin repeat domain 22
Molecular function (GO): protein binding
Source: RefSeq, a predicted model, not a curated record